CAACUGGGGAUUCAGCAAUAACCGAAAAAUAAUAAUACGAAAACUACAUUUGGGGAGGGAGAGCGUCCUGAUGUAAGGGCAUCUGCAUGCAUUUUGCAGUAUUGCAUAUCUUCUGGGAAGAUCAGAGACACAAUUGACAUUACCACCGCAACCAUCUCCUUUUCUUGCAUAUGUUUUUUUGGUGGGGUGUCUUUUAAAAAACAGCCCUCAGUUCUAUUAUGAGCCUUAGUUGUUGAUUUCAAUUAAAACUACCUCACAGACUUCGCCUAAAGCUCGUGCUUUUAAAAAAAACUUGUAGGGUUUGAUUUACAAAACAGUUGAUGACAUUAAAAGGCAAGUGAAGGCCUUUGCACUGAAACCAAGUGAAGAACCUUAUGAUUGCACUAUAGAGAACACAAGUCAGAUAAGACUUCAGAAGGGGGAAAAUACCCCAGCAUCAGAUAGCUCCUGCGUUUUUGGAAGACUCAUCCAUCAAUUUCUCCCCAAAUUUACACCACCGAAGCAUCUUCUGGCUACACGCAUCGAAACAAGCAUUUAUAGCCGUGCUUCCAUUUUUCUUUCAAAGUCUAUAUUAGAAAUCCUUUUCCCACUAUGUUCCAGCGUUUCACCAGCCUCUUCUUCAGCGAUAGCAGCUCAGGUGAAGUCGUUGAAGAACCUAAGCCUUUUGUUUCUAAAGAGGAAGAAGAAGAUGGAUGGCUUAUUAUUGAUCUGCCAGAUAGUUCGGCUUCAAGUCUUGGCACUCAGCAGUGGGUAGGUGAGAAGGAUUCUGUUUGCGCUUCCCGUUGCCGCCAUGGGUCCCUUCCACCUACCACGUCUUCACCCUACUCCCUCAGUGAUUGUGUCAGCAGGUCCAUGCCCUCUCAGACUGACCCCUGCUUGAUGGAUGAGAGUUGGUUUGUUACCCCUCCCCCCUGUUUUACUGCAGAAGGUCCAGAUCCUGUCAGUAUGGAGAGCAGCCCUAUGGAGGACCUCUUGAUUGAGCAUCCCAGCAUGUCUGUAUAUGUCACCACCACCAGCAGCAUCAUUGUGGAAAGAGAGGAUCCUGAGGAUAACAUCCAGGAGAACGAAAUACCUGAAAACUGUUUACAGCGCCGUCCCCCACAUCACUCCACUUCUCUUGCUACUAAGACUGCCAUCUUGGAGAAGGUUAAUCAAGUGCGUCGGAUUCAGAGGGCAAAGCAGUUGGCAGAGAAGCACAAGUUCAGUCAAAAAGUCAUGAAGAGGCAGAAUCGUGCCAGAGAGUGCCGCCCACAACGGGCCAAACCCCAAGGCCAUUUUGUCUACCAACCAUGCCAGCGCCAGUAUAACUACUAAGCUACUUCAGGAAGUCUACACUGUGGGGCAUUAUCCUUUUAACUUUUAGCUUCACUAGCUCUUCACAAUGCUUUUUCCAUCCAAGAGGGUUGUCUUCAUUCAUUUUCUGAAAUUAAUUGUCCCUCCCUGUGAGAACUUCCUACAUUCUCAUGAACUUGCAACAUUAAAUGGUAGAUCUUUUGUGGGCUUUUCUUGAGCUUUAUUCCCCAUUUUUAGCAAAAAGUACAUUUUCUGAUCAAUGACUUUUUUGUGUUUAAUGUCCCAUCUCCUACUCUACAUCCUUUUUCCAGAUUUUGAUUUGGAUCUCAUAGUGAAUGAAACACAACAUGCCUUGCUAGCAUUAAGAAACAAGACAGCAAGUCAACUUUGAAACUCCAAUAUAUAGGUUUUUUUAAGUGUUGGAAAAACAUAUAUGUAUGUUGGUUGUUAAGAGAGACCAUGUUUUUUGUGUGAGUGUUUCUUGGUCCUUAGGUAGCAUGAAUUCACACACUGGCUAUUGUAGCAGUUGCCAGUGUUACACUAAUUUGGUGCUUCCAGUGAAUAUAUCACCUUUAUUUUAAUUUAAAUAAGUUACAGGAGGAACAUGGUGCCCUGUCAUUUUUCAUCCCUUGUUAUUGCACUAGAGAGCCUGUGACAUCAGUGCCUUUCUUUUUGACAUCAUGCUCGUGACACAAAAAAAUCCCUAACAGAUUAUGAUGUCAACUGGAGAUACCAGGUUUCUGUGCAAAAUGGAACACAAAAAAACAAGAAAGAAACCUAAUGGAUCCCAAGUUAAAGAUUAAUGACAUGUAUUUUAACAUACUUCCCUCCAUGAAAAAUAAAUAAUUUGUAUAUUUGUUUCUUUUGAUGAGUUGAUGUAAUGGCUGCUCAUAAAUUAUCAAGGAAUAUCCUUAAUUGCCUUGAGGCUGCAAGGCAAUACAAUGAAUAUUUCUAUGAAUUUUGCCAUUGACUUCAAAUGGAAUAUAGAUAGAACCUAAUUCUCUGUUCAGGUUGUCCCAUGAUGCAAAACUACAACUUUGAGAGCCCAUUUUGAGUAGAUGCAAUUAACACUAACAAUUUACAAAUACUACAGAGGAUAUGUGAUUAUGAAAAGGGCAAAGUGGUAUGAGUACUUUUCCUGUCUGAUUAGUUGCAUGGUUAUCAAGGAGUUUCUUACAAUACUAUUAAUGACUCUAUAAUUUAAUGAUCAAGUGUUUAGAAAAAGAUUUGAAGUGUUUAGAAACUUUUGAGGCUCAGAAGCACAUUUGUAAGCUUUGGGGCACUUUUAGAAAAUGGUGCACCUGGGAAUGAAGGCACAUGAUAAAUCCAAAUAAGUCCCAUAACAUGUCCCAAAACUCCCAUUUACCAGAAAGCCAACUGGAGAGAUUGCUCCCCACUACCCCAGCUUACCUUUUUAGGCAGGAGGGCAUUUUUCAAUGUAAGCAUUGCUGCAGCUACCUACCAAUCCUUAUUUCCUAAGGACUUUUAAAGGAUGCCUAUAAGGUCUAGGGGUAUUCUUAUUAUAAGCUGGUAUGCUUAUUUUGCAGCAUCCCAGCUUCUGGUUAUUUUUAAAUUAAAAAUAUCUAAAUUAAAAUCAAGUUGAGUGAAGAGCCUCAUGUAUGCAUAAAUAAAUUUUAAAAGAAACAUAAAGAUUUACAGGCUUGCAGCUUUUUAAAACGUUUCCAUGAGGCUGAUUAUGGACUCUCUUGCAAGGAAAAUACACAUAGCCUUCAUAGGGAGCAUUUCUAAAGUGUUUUCCUUUAAUCUUGUGCCAUUUAGAUGUGUUGAAAUCAUAAGGCCCACACUGGGUGAUAGAAACUGUAGUCCAGCAUAUUUGAAAGACACUAUAUAUAGGGAAGAAUAUACUAAACAGAAAAUGCUAGUGCAUUAAUGAAUAUAUAAUUUAAAAUAGGGAUAAGAAACCUACUUGGGUUAGAAUUUUCAAAGCUUAUCAUUGGAGUACUCAUAAAAGGAUUUUCACAGCAGUGUGGCUGAUCACAAAACACCCAUUUAUCAGAAGUCAAUUUGGCAAAGUUGCUUUGUUACUCUCUGUAGCCAUGCAGGAUCCUUCCCAUUUCCCAAUACUUUUUUUCUGGUGGAGAAGGUCAAUGAGGCUUUUGUUGCGACCACACCCAAUUUUAUAAGAAUGGGACUCGGAGGAUUUCUGAUGAAAUAAGUUGAUGCUAGUGGCUGGGUCUUUACUUUGUACUGUUCCUAUGUUUAUUUAAAUUCAAGGGGUCUUUUACAAGAUGGGAGCAAGAAUCUGAAGAUAGGAAAGAGAAUGUUUCCAGGCAUACUAGGAUCCAUAGGCACCCCUUUGUCCACCUUGCUUUAAAAAAAAUAAUGUGCAACUAAAUUUUGAAAGUUUGGACUCCCCUUUAAAGUUUAUUUCAACACUGAAUGGUAUUAUUCCUCAUCUGUAGCAUGGGGAUUAUCUCUUCAAAUCAACAUUAUUUCUGAGUGAGCUAGAUUUCUUUGAGGUUAAAUUGGAAAAGUUGUUGCUCCAUUAAAAAUGAACACUUUUUAAAAGCCACAACAGAGAUAGGGAAAUUUUUUCAUUUAAUACUUUUCCUGUUUGUUGUUUUUUUUCCUUCUAAUUAGGAAAAUGAGAACAUUCACAUCCUGUUUUUCAGCUACAUUUAUUCUUAACAAUACUUUUCCAGUAUGAUGCAGAUACCAUAUUUAAAUUCAUUCCGUGUAUUGAUUUUAGGAACUUUUACCUCAGAACAAUUUAAGGCUGUUUAUAUUUUUUAAAAAAGUAAAAUAUUAGAAAUCCUCUUUUGAGUUUAGUUUAAAAGGGGAGAUUUAUUUGCACUACAGAAGUAAUCCAUGGUUUUGCCACACUUAUUGACCAGAUCUGGAAAAAAACACCAUCCAAAUCAAUACAUGAAGAGAUAAUAUUGCCCUCCUAAAGUACAAGAGUUUCAUAUCAAUAUAACUGAACAAGUAGAAAUGUGAUAAAUAUAUGACUAUUUCUAUUCUCUCCUCUGAUAUCUCUAUAUUUAAAUCUAGAGAGUAAUUUAGAUGUAUUUAAGAACACAGGUAUCAUGAGUUUUAUACAGUUUUAUUUUGAAUGACAAAUUCUCAUGUUUUAAUUAUCUUUUGAAGAAUCUUAACUACAAAGUAAUUUGUCUUAUAUACCAUUGGAAAAUGUUAUGAUCCAAAAACAAAAUCGUUGUGUUAAAAGAAUUAUGUAGUAUAAUGGAUCUAUGGAUCCGGGUCUAUAUAUCUAACAUUUACAAGGGAUGAACGAACAGAAUGUUUUCUAUCUAGAGGUAGACUUCAAUUAUCUUGAUAAUUUUCUAAUAGUACCCAUUCAGUUAUGUUCUUGAUGAACACUAUCCUGCCAGAAAUAAAGAUGGUAACCCUAACACUUAUCUCCAAAAUUAAAGCAAUUAAUUUAAAUGUUAGAAAAGUAUAAAACUAUGAAAAAGUGUUUGCAAAAAGAAUAGAGAUCCAAGUGAUAUUAAAAGAUUUGCUUCUUUCCCCAGUACUGUCAUUCCCACCUAUUUGUUCUUUCCCCAUCCAUAAUCAGAUACUUGAACAUAGUUUCUAAAUCGCUCAUUCUGAUUAUCAAGGAAUUAGCUGGUGUUAAUCCUUACUGUAAUGAAAUUGAUGGCAAAUUCAUUCCUUACCUCCAAUGGAUUGGCCUUUCUGCCUUGAACAGUUGUUGGUGUUCACCAGUUACUGCUAUGGAGACCUGGCAAGGAAUCUUAAUAGCAGCAGGCCAGAAGCUCAAAACUGCAUCACUGGAAGUUCUUAUCUUUUCCUUGGCACAACCUCUUGUGCUCUAGGAUAGCAGCCAAGAAUACCAACCCUGUCAGCAUCUUGGUUGUUUCAGAAUAUAAUAUUUAUAUUUGUCAAUAUGUGCUAAUGAUCAUGUUUUUCCAGGAAGCUAUAGGACUUCUGACUUAUGAGGUACAGAUGAUGUGAAUUGCAAAUAUACUUAAUUUGAUAUUGGUUUCAGAGCAUUUAUUUAAAUAGGGCUGAAAUAGACUAUAUUUCAAAUAGUUAAAAUAGACUAUAUUCCCAAAUUGCAUCUUCUGCUUCUCUUAAGACUUAUUUAGAAAGCAAUUCAGGUGGCAAAUAUGAUUAGACAAAUAUAAGUCAGAUGUACCAACAUUAUAGUAAUCAAAGAACAUUCCAGUUCCCUUCAAAUGCAAAUAAACCGAGUUAUUCUAACUUCUUUUAAUUUUAUGUUUGCAACUUUUAUCCUCUGAUUAAAUGACUUUGUAACAGCAGCUUCUUGGAAAUUGGGAAAUCAAGAUGACUUAUCAUGUAAGUCAAACAUAAAUGUUUUAGAUACCUUGAUUUUCAUGAAGGAUUUAUCAUUUGAAAGAUAGGGAAUUACUAAUGUGAUAUUUUAAUAUAUAACUUUCUGAGAGAAUUUAGAGGAUAGAGUACACAUUUUGGUGAGCCUAUAAGGUGGCAAGAAGUGGGGAAGGUGGCAAGAAGUGAUAAGUUAUAGUCAUGCGAGGUCCUUGCUUAAUGACUGGUGAAGUCCUUACUUACAAAUGACAGCAACCAGGACUGCUGGAACUGCUGUUGCUAAGCAGCAUGGUCACAUGGCAUUGUGCUUUAUUACUGCAUCACUUAGCAAUUCCUGUCCAAGUUGCCAUUGUUAGCCAAGCUAUACCUGUAUAUCUUAAUAUCAAAUUUUGAUGAGAUAUUUAAACGUAAAAUUAGAAAGUUCAAUUUCUACAGAUCAACAGAGAUGAAUCCUUUGAAUUUUUUUGCUUCCCAGCCUUCUUCUACUUAAUACUUAAGAAAAUGUAAAUGCUUCAGAAAAAUUAAAAUCAAUUCCAUUGAUGUAAUAGUUACUAUUACAAAUGUUAAAGAAGAUCUAACAUUAGACACCUAAUAAUUGGGAUUGUGAAGCCCAAAAAUACCUCCAAUGUUCCAGUGUGUUGAUUCCUAUUUUAAAAGUCACUAAAAAUAUGCAUUAUGUUUGACUAUAGCCCUAGUUGUGCACUAGCAACUUUUCCUAAAUGUUGACCUUCCACAGAUAAUAUACAUAACUAGGUGGUACUAAGUUGUGUAUACUGUCACUUCCUUGAGUUUUACUAGAAUGUUAAGUAGAUGCAACUAUGUUGUUUUCUUGUCAGUGGUUUGCUUCUGACUUUUUUCCAGUCUAGCUUAAAGCCAUUGGAUAUGCUGGUAAUUGCCCAAGCACUUUCCUGGCCUAAAUGUGCAUGGAUUUUUUUAAGAUCAGCCAAAAUUUGAUAAAUGCUGUUGCUUCUCCCAGACCAUUUAUGUGAGAUAAUUAAUAAAGCAUUUUGGCAACUUCUUGCCAAUAGGCCAGUCACUAUCUAUCACCCUAGGAAACAAGCAGCAGCAAACCACUUCUGAAAUCUUGCCAUAGUCUUACUUUAACCUGAAAGAGACUGAAUGGCCAGUUGACAAAUUUAUAUAUUUAUGGGUGUGUCUGUGCAUGUGCACAAAUAUUUCUGACUUGAAGGUGUGCAUGCAUGUAUACACACACAUAUGCCUUGGUCCUCACCAGUGAUAAUAUUUAUCUUACAAUGAUGCAAUCUUAUUCCAAUUGAAUUGAAUGCUAUAAAAACAACUGGGAAAUCAACACACCAGAUUCAUGAAGCAUGAGAUGUCUUAAAUAUGUUUACAGCAGCAAGGUUCUGUCAUAUGCCUCUGAUGGUCAGAGAUGCUCAAAGCAAAUUGCAGGAACAUUAUAUCAUGCCCUACCUACAACAUCCCCCAAUAAUUCUGCCUGGCUAUUGCUGGGGACAAAUUACUUUACUAUAUUGUAGUAAGAAGCAGGAUCAUUGGUUAGGCCAACAAAAUAAUUUUUAGAUCCCUGUAAUAUAGAAGAAAUAAAUCAUGGAGCUAAACUUCCCAGAAACCCAAAUUAUUUAGAUCAGUUUUACUCCUCUCCACAGCUCUCUACUUCAAAAAUAUUUUCCAGCAACAUAGAUUAAAAUAAAGAAAUGCUUUCUCCUUCUCAUCUAGAAUUAGAUCCAACACCAUUUGAAAGAUAAGCAACAAAGCUUCCCAACAUGCAAAAAUAUAACUAGAAUUUUAACCUCUUUGAACAACAUAUGUAGACCCAAUAAAAAAAACAAGCGUAACUGUUUAUUCUUUUGCAGCUGAAUCUAUUAAAGAGAAAUUCCAGCUAUUUUUUCGUUGAAGGCUAAAAUGAGGCCCCACAUCCUGAUUUUUUAUAGGUAAAAUGGAGAUAGUAAAACACCAUCUUUACAUCUCAUAUUUGACUUCUGAAAAUAAAAUGAAUCUGCACCAGUUAUUGUAUAAACACAAACAUUCACAGUUACAAAGCAAAUUCUAAACACUUAAUAAAAGACUUUCAAUUGUUGUGCAAACUGUCAUUUAAUACAUUUAUAAAAUGCCUGCAUUAUUUCACUAUGGCUGCAAUUCAAAAAUUGGUCCUCUCUUACAAAAUGUGAUUUAUUGCAAUACUAUUGAAAAUCACAACUAUACACAAGUCUGUAAUGUUCAUCUGUAAUAUUAAGUCAACAGAAGGGUGCUUAAAAAUAAAAACACCUUACAGUGCAUUUGUAUAUAAAUACAUGUAAAUGCAUUAUUAACAUUCAACAUUUAAAGCUGAGUUAGCUAUGCAAUGAUUUUGAAUCAGUAGGAGACUGUUAUAAUGACAGACUUGAAAGACUGGCUGAGUUCUAGGUUUUUUGUCUUUUUUGUAACUUGAAAAUCUAAGGCAUGGACUCAGGGACAAAACAAAUUGUUGUUAUCUUAAAAAUACAUGUUUUAAAAAUG
This is a messenger RNA of Crotalus tigris (Tiger rattlesnake), 8037 nucleotides long. RefSeq names its product tumor protein p53 inducible nuclear protein 2 (gene TP53INP2). Gene Ontology annotation, biological process: positive regulation of DNA-templated transcription; autophagosome assembly. NCBI's taxonomy places the organism in Eukaryota, Metazoa, Chordata, Lepidosauria, Squamata, Viperidae. Bases 592 to 1314 code for a protein of 240 amino acids. The transcript has 4 exons. Gene Ontology annotation, cellular component: autophagosome; nucleus. The record is from RefSeq and is a predicted model, not a curated record.